CUGAGAGGCAGCUGCGCUGACAGCACCAAGAAGCAGCUGGAAAUCCCUCACUGGCCUUGCUGCUACAGCCCUGCAGCUCAGUGCUCAGUCAUGCUACGGACAGGCUUCCAGGUGGCAGUGAUACUUGGUCACCAUGGAGCUCUUCCUGGUCUCACCCACCUCCUGCCCAGAUUCAACCCUGCCUCAGCCUUCGGAUCCUCCACGGAGACCCUGGUCUCAAGAUUCUGUCGGGAGAUGACGGAGAGUAAGAAUUACGCCCUCCCCAAUGCCAGCUGGGGUCCAGACAUGCUGAGCCUGUAUCAUGAAUUUCUGGAGAAGACCAAGACCGAAGGCUGGGUCAGAUUGCCUUCCUUCGGGUCCAACAGAGACCACAUCCAGGGGUUCAAGCUCCCACUAGAGUCAUCAGCUAACUCAGACAAAAGUGACUGGCGCCUCUUCACCAGGUGUAUUGAAAGGGAAGGACAAGGCUACGAGUAUGUCAUCUUUUUCCAACCAUCUGAGAAGAAGUCCAUCUGUCUUUUCCAACCAGGACCCUACCUGGAGGGGGUUCCAGGGUUUGCCCACGGAGGGUCCCUGGCAGCCUUGAUAGAUGAGACCUUUUCUAAAACUGCUUACCUGUCUGGAGAGGGGCUGUUAACAGUAAAUUUCAACAUCAGGUUCAAAAACUUGAUUCCCCUGGGCUCUCUGGCUGUGCUGAAUGUCAGCGUGGAAAAGAUCGAGGACCAGAAGGUGUACCUGUCCUGUGUCACCCAGAGCAGAGACCAGCAGACAGUUUACGCUAAAGCCUCAGGUAAAGAGGACCUGAGCCCCAGCCCCUGGCCCUGUCCUGCUGAUGCCAUGCCCGGGACAAACAGAAGGGGAAAUGCUAAGGAUCCAAUCCCAAGGUGGGCUCCAACUUUUUAGAGUGGGAUUGGGACCUGCUGUACACACAAAGUGAGGAAAAAUCGAAUUAGGACUUUUUUUUUUCUGUAUAUGCGUAGCCCAGCAUGUCUCACAAAGCCAGGACCCAGGCACUGAGUAACUGGGUACCAAAGCUCUGAGCACCCCAUCAGCUCCUGCCAUCCAUGCUCUUGCCCCUGCCACUUGGCUCACC
This is a messenger RNA of Odocoileus virginianus texanus, 1093 nucleotides long. The record is from RefSeq and is a predicted model, not a curated record. NCBI's taxonomy places the organism in Eukaryota, Metazoa, Chordata, Mammalia, Artiodactyla, Cervidae.